AUGAUUCAGCCGUAUUGUAUCGCUUAUUUGGUGAGAUAUUUCAACAAAGACCCCAACACUAGCCAAUGGUGGGCCUCGUGGGCGGCCGCCGGUAUUGUCAUAUCGGCCAUUAUGGCCAUGCUUAUCGCCCAUAUGGCUAAUACAUAUUUCAGCAAGGUGGGGGCGAGGAUUAGGGUCGCUUGUUGUGCCCUUAUCUAUCGCAAGUCCAUGCGUUUAAGUCAUACAUCACUCGGACAGACAACUGUUGGCCAGAUAUUGAACAUAAUGUCCAACGAUGUCAACAGAUUUGAUGAGUUUACGUUUUUCUCGCGGUCUCUGAUUACGGCACCCCUACAGGCGGUGAUUGUGAUAUACCUGUUGUGGCCACUGCUUCGUUGGGCGUGUUUUGCCGGUAUAAUAGUAUUGGUGUUGUUUAUACCAUUUCAGGUACUAAUGGGCCGUAGGUUUCGGAGUAUACGUCAAAAGACGGCCAAAAUAACUGACAGUCGAAUCCGUUUAAUGCAAGAGAUUAUCGCCGGAAUGCGUGUCAUAAAGAUGUACGCCUGGGAACAGCCCUUCGCACAGUUGGUCGCAACCGCUCGCAAGUAA
This is a messenger RNA of Medioppia subpectinata, 588 nucleotides long. NCBI's taxonomy places the organism in Eukaryota, Metazoa, Arthropoda, Arachnida, Sarcoptiformes, Oppiidae. The record is from the annotation of a GenBank genome assembly.